GUCCCAAAUUGAAACUGCAGUGGCUGAAGCGAAAGCGAUAAGACAAAACGUCUUACCUGUACUGUGUCUCUUCAUGUAAAAGCUGGACAGUUACUUACCACAGAUUUGCUUGUAGACACAGGUUCAGCAGUUUCCAUUCUUCCAGAGCAUGUUUACCGCCAGACGUUCCUGCAUAUGCCCCUUAAAAAGCUUACUGUACGUCUAGUGACCUACAUGAAGAAACCUAUUCCUGUCCUUGGAUGUCGUCACCUUACUCUUACAUACUGCAACCAUAGCACGCAAACAGUCUUCUACAUUGUCCGUGAUGGGACUUCUUUGCUCAGAAUGGAUCUUUUCACAGCUCUGCGCCUUCAAAUUCAAGAUGGACACAUUGAACCACCUGCUUCACCAGCAGAGGAUCAAACUGCUGUCAACAACACUGAGGCUUUAGGCAUUGCUACUGGAUUUACCCACAAAGUUAAAAUGCAUUCAGAUGUGCCCCCAGUUCAGCAGAAACUUUGCAGACUGCUAUUUGCUGUUUGUUAUGCUGUUUCAGAGAAGUUGUAAAGACUCAAAGCAGAAGGCAUCAUAGAGAGAGUUGACUUGUCUGCCUGGGUGUCUCCUCUGGUGGUCGUGAAGAAAAAGACUGGUGGCAUUCGUCUUUGUGUGGAUUUACGUGAGCCAAACAGAGUGGUGGUGAUAGUCACCCUUUGCCACACACCAAAGAAGUCUUUACUGAGCUCCGUGGUGCAACUAUGUUCUCCACAAUUGAUUUGGAAAAUGCCUACCAUCAAGUCCUGUUACACCCAAGCAGCAGAGAUCUUACAGCGUUUAUAAAGCAUGACGGACUUUUUUUGUUUUACAAGAGUUCCAUACAGCUUGGCCUCAGCACCUAGUGCCUUCCAGUGGAUGAUGUGGCAGAUUCUGGUAUAUAAAAAAGGUGUGCAAUGCUAUCUAGAUGACAUCAUAGUAUACAGUGAGAUGCCUGAACUUCAUGACAUGAGACUGAAAGCCGUUCUUUAUUGCCUACAAGAGAGUGGAUUAAAGCUGAACACAGCUAAAUGCCACUUCAGGAUGUCUGAGUUGUCCUUUCUUGGGCAUCUCAUUUCUGCCUCUGGCCUACAACCAGACCCUGGCCAUGUUCAAGCUGUGGCCCAAACUCCCCCUCCUCAUGAUGCUCAGUCACUACAUUCUUUUCUUGGCCUGACUUCAUGGUAUUCAAAGUUCAUUCCCAAUUAUGCCACACUUGUAGAACGUCUUUGUGAUCUACUUCGAAAGUCUACUGUUUUCCAUUGGACUGAGGAGGCUCAGAAAAACUUCUCCUGAGUUAAAGACAUCAUAGCUACAAGCCCUGCUUUUGCCUUGUUCAAUCCUUCCUUGCUGACAGUUAUCAUAACUGACAUGUCAGAUUACGGUAUUGGCGCUGUUCUGACACAGAUCCAGGGCCAUACAGAACAGACAGCUACAUUCGCCUCUAGAGCACUGACCGAGUGCGAACGAGAACAUCAAGAUCCUGAGCUGGAGAUGGUGGCUGUUGUGUCAGCUGACUUUGCAGCUGUCACUGCUGAAGAGCUCUCAAGAGCCUGUGAUGCAUGCCCUGUGCUACAGAAGGUGAGUGUUCUAACUACAUUGGAGCGCCGUUUUAACCUGCAGAGUGCUGAUGUGGGUGUGAUCGCCAGCAGCUUUGAGAUUGGGAACCUGGCGCUCAUCCUGUUCGUCAGCUACUUUGGUGCUAGGGCUCAUCGGCCACGUCUGAUCGGCUGUGGUGGAAUUGUCAUGGCAUUGGGUGCACUGCUGUCUGCACUGCCUGAAUUCCUCACUAACCAAUAUGAGUACAAAAACACUGAAUUGUGGAGGAAGGAGCCAGGAAGGGACAUGUGCUCUAAUGUGACAAGAAGAAAUAUGGAGGAUGAUGGCAUAUGCAGCAACAAAUCUAAUACAAACAUGAUGUACCUGCUGCUUAUUGGUGCUCAAAUGCUACUGGGAAUUGGGGCAACACCUGUACAGCCUCUGGGAGUGUCUUAUAUAGAUGACCAUGUGAGAAAAAAAGACUCGUCCUUGUAUAUUGGUAUAUUAUUCUCAACCUUGGUUUUUGGACCUGCUUGUGGCUUCAUCCUUGGUUCAGUCUGCACCAAAUUCUAUGUGGAUGCUGUCUUUGUUGAUACCACCAAGCUGGACAUCACCCCUGAUGACCCCCGUUGGAUUGGAGCCUGGUGGGGAGGCUUCCUCCUCUGUGGGGCUUUACUUUUUUUCUCCGCUGUCUUCAUGUUUGGUUUCCCCUCAUCUCUAUCACAGCGAUAUGGUAACAACAGGACCGAGAGUGAACAGCCCAUGCUGCCAGGAUCACAGAGUUUUGAGCAUCCAAAGCCAAGUAAUGGUGUCCUUCACAACCAUCAUCCUGACAGUUCCUGUUGUGAUCAGCUUCGAGUGAUUCCCAGGGUGACUAAACACCUGCUGUCUAAUCCGGUGUUCACCUGUAUUGUCCUUGCUGCUUGUAUGGAGAUUGCUGUAGUUGCUGGUUUUGCUGCCUUCUUGGGCAAGUACUUGGAGCAGCAGUUUAACCUUACAACCACCUCAGCCAAUCAGCUUCUGGGUAUGACAGCCAUCCCAUGUGCAUGUCUAGGCAUUUUUAUGGGAGGUCUUUUGGUGAAGAAGCUGAACCUCUGUGCUUUGGGUGCUGUUCGGAUGGCCAUGUUGGUCAACCUGAUUUCAACCGCCUGCUAUGUAUCUUUCCUCUUUCUUGGCUGUGACACUGGCCCUGUUGCUGGUGUGACCAUUGCCUAUGAUAAUGAAACUUUGCAGCCAGGCCAAAAACCAGAAGCUCCAUGCAUUAGCAACUGUAACUGCCACACGUCAUCUGUUAGUCCUGUUUGUGGCUCUAAUGGGGUCACAUACCUGUCAUCCUGCUUUGCUGGCUGCACCAGAUCCAUUAGCACUGGAGUGAUUCCUCAACCUUCUCAGUCCAUGCAGAACCUGACAGAAUGUGCAUGCAUUUCUGGUGAUGGGAUUCCAUCCACAGUUGUUCCAGGAAAAUGCCCACGUCCUGGGUGCCAGGAGGCUUUUCUCAUUUUCCUGUGUGUGAUUUGUGCCUGCAGCAUGAUAGGAGCUAUGGCUCAGACACCCUCAGUCAUCAUCCUCAUCAGAACAGUCAGCCCAGAGUUGAAAUCAUAUGCACUUGGUGUACUGUUUCUCUUAUUGCGACUGCUGGGAUUCAUCCCACCUCCUUUGAUCUUUGGUAUUGGAAUUGACUCCACCUGCCUGUUCUGGAGCAGCGAAUGCAACACAAAGGGUGCAUGCAUGCUAUAUGACAAUGUAGCCUAUCGCCACCUCUAUGUGAGCUUGGCCAUUGUACUAAAAAUAAUUGCCUUCCUGCUGUACACCACCACAUGGCAGUGUUUACGCUGCAACUACAAGAAGUACAUCAAGAAUAAUGAGGUGUAUGUGACAUCCCCUGAAAUUUUCUCUUCUGACAUUAAUUUGGAUAGUCUAGGCAAAGAAAUUAACAGGACAAAAUUUAUAUACAACCUGGAAGAUCAUGAAUGGUGUGAAAACAUGGAAUCUGUUUUAUAGUGGCUGGUGCUUGUUAAUGCAUAACUAUCUUCUGAGGAUAACAUUGGUGGUUUAUAACUUUUUUAAAGAAUAGCACUUGAUUUCCUCCAUAUACAGUGAUGUUUAUAGUUUCACUGGUCACUGUCUAUAAUGCACUUUUGGAAGUAAUGCUAAUAAUUCUUAGUCCAAUGUGUGGCUCAUUUUUCAGUUCCAGUAAUCCAUAGUAAGGUCCAUAAAUAAUUUGUCAUUGGCAUGGCUAUUUUUAUUUGAAUACCAAAGUAAAUUUUGAAAGAGAGAAACUAAUAUGAGCUCAAACUGCACCAUUACAGCACUUUUUUAAUCAGCUUAUUAUUAAAGGAACCAGAUAAAAUCUGAUCGAAUCAGAUAAGCAUAGUUAUAAUUAAUCAUUUUUUUCAAAUAAAUUAUGCUUUUAACACACAGUUUUAAAUACUUUGCCGUAAAUUUCUUUGCCUUUAGUCAGGAAUCCAUAGACAACCCCAGAUGCUGGGUUUCCCUGAUGAUGCUCAGGCCUUUACAGCACAUAUUUGCAGUUCUUACUUGGUUUUUGGCUGAAUCUGAGCAGAUAAUAUAGAUAUAUAUCAGAAUUUAUCCUGUUGUUUUUGUCAGCUGCUAUAUGUCAUAUGGUUUUUGUCAGCUCUCAUAUGUCAUAUGUGUUAAAUGGAUUAAAAAAAUACAAGGAAACAGUUCCAGUGGCAGCUAUACAUAUAAGAUGAGGUGGUAUAAGAUGCUAUAAGAUGAGGUGGUAUAGUUUAGAUAAUGAGCAGUUCCUUCCCUUUUUCAAAUUUUUUUAUUUCCUAUCAUUGUGGAAAACAUUGAACAUUUAUGUAUUCAUAGAGUGUUGUUUCAGAACUGUACCAACUUUUGUUGUUUGACAUUUUAUUUAUUUGUUUUAGUUUACUAAAAUUAUUUAGUCCGGUUUUGCUGUUUUUUAAUUUUACCUUUGUAAUCACUCUGGUGAGGAUGUCUGUAGAUUGUUGACUUCACACAGUUGCACCUACCUCCUGGAGAGUGUUUCUUAUCUGGCCAAUUGUCUUAGAUGAGUUUUUCUUCUGUUUUCCACCACUGUUCUUUUGCAUGCUCUUUGGUGUUCCUAAGCUCACCUGUGUACUGAAUGUUGUAAAUUGUUGUUUUGGCCAAAGUUAAUAUUUCUGCUAUGUCUCUGAUUGGUUUGUAUUUUAGCCUAAUCAUGCUUGAUUUGCUGGCAAUGACAGCUCACAGGACUUAAUAUUGCAAGUUAACAGCAGCAGAUUUCAAAUGAAAAUGCCCAUCAUCCCUAGACAUUUUAUCUGUUAAUAAUCAUUAUCUUUAUCUAAAAUAAUGAGGAGGAAAAAUGAUACAAACCUUUUCAUGAAGCCAAUUUUCCAAUUACUUUGGUCACUUAAAAAGGUUGGGGAGCAAAUGUUGUAAUUUCUACACUUCUCACUGUAUUUGGAUGAAAAUUCCCUCAAAUUAAAGCUAUUAAUACUAAAUAUUCAUGAUUUACGGUAAUUUAAACUGCAAUGUACCCUGGUAGAAAGCAAAAAUGGCAACUUUAUCAGUGUUGAAAUAUUUAUGGACCUGACUGUGUUAUAGUUGGUAGUAGAUUUUGGAAUUUUUUGAACAAGAAGCAAAUAUUUAUAUUCACAUGUACUAUACAUGCAGCCACAGAAUGUCAUGUUUUUUUUUCUCAAAUUACUCCGGUGUGAUCUUGGUCCACUUAUUUCCCACAGUUUGGUAACUGUAGUGGGUUAUUUAGCAAUAACUUUGUUGCAGGCUUAUUGGGAGAUUCUCACAAGGAAGGAACUGCAAGUUGCCAAACGAUAUUCUGAUAAACAUUUGCACACAAAGAUAAACAAAGUUGAAAGAGGAGAUGCCAUGGUUUCGGUGAUGUUUUCUGAAAACUUCUAUAAAAUCUGGGGAAACAAAUUUAUUAUUAAAAAACCCAUUACAGUUACUGAAAUGUGAAAGAGACUAGAAGAAGAAUGGACCAAGAUUACACCAGAAUAGAAAUUAGUGAUAUCCUUGUGGCUGCAGCAAUCAUUCAAACAGGGGCCUCUUCAUUUCCCUCUAAGUUAUGAUAACUAACUCUAACUCUGAAAUAUUCUUUCAGUCUACAGUGGUUGUUGUUGUCUACUUUUGAUCACUCUGCUUUCCAUAAAAUAUAUAUACUAUA
Tachysurus fulvidraco (yellow catfish) is the source of this 5701-nucleotide messenger RNA. It is a transcript of the gene slco3a1a, whose product is annotated as solute carrier organic anion transporter family member 3A1a. Gene Ontology annotation, biological process: prostaglandin transport; transmembrane transport; sodium-independent organic anion transport. Gene Ontology annotation, molecular function: protein binding. Gene Ontology annotation, cellular component: membrane. The transcript has 11 exons. The record is from RefSeq and is a predicted model, not a curated record. Lineage: Eukaryota; Metazoa; Chordata; Actinopteri; Siluriformes; Bagridae. Bases 1381 to 3549 code for a protein of 722 amino acids.